AUGGGAGACAUUAUCAAGGAGGAAAAUGGCACGAAGCGCAAGGCUUCGGAAGACCCCGCCUCGCCCGCCGCAUCGAAGCGCAUUAGGCAUGACGAGUCUGUCGACGCAACCGAGGAAAAGAAGCCCGUGGCCAUGAAACCAAUCCCAUUUCCUGAGAAGCCUGCCGUUAUCGAAGAGCGCAACGGCGAAAUUGAAUUCCGAGUUGUGAAUAACGAUAACGAGCGCGAGUCACUGAUCAUUCUCACCGGGCUGAAAUGCAUAUUCCAAAAACAACUUCCCAAGAUGCCGAAAGACUACAUUGCGCGUCUAGUAUACGACCGUACGCAUUUAUCGAUUGCCAUAGUCAAGAAACCAUUAGAGGUUGUUGGCGGAAUCACGUAUCGACCAUUUAAGGGUAGACAGUUUGCAGAAAUUGUGUUUUGCGCCAUUAGCUCCGACCAACAAGUCAAGGGGUACGGUGCACAUCUCAUGUCCCAUUUAAAGGAUUAUGUUAAAGCAACCAGCGACGUCAUGCACUUCCUGACGUACGCGGAUAACUACGCUAUUGGGUACUUUAAGAAACAAGGGUUCACUAAGGAAAUCACUCUUGAUAAAAGUGUCUGGAUGGGAUACAUUAAGGAUUACGAAGGGGGCACCAUUAUGCAGUGCUCCAUGCUACCCCGGAUCCGAUACCUCGAAAUGGGCCGUAUGCUGCUCAAACAAAAGGAAUGCGUGCAGGCCAAGAUACGCGCAUACUCGAAAUCGCACAUUGUCCACGCACCGCCAAAGGAGUGGAAGAACGGCGUCAGAGAAAUCGACCCUUUGGAUAUCCCUGCCAUUCGCGCAUCCGGCUGGUCCCCCGACAUGGACGAACUGGCCCGCCAGCCCCGACACGGCCCCAACUACAACCAACUCCUGCACCUGCUCAACGACCUCCAAAACCACCAGUCUGCGUGGCCGUUCCUCGUCCCCGUUAACCGCGACGACGUGGCCGACUACUACGAGGUCAUCAAAGAGCCCAUGGACCUCAGCACCAUGGAGAACAAGCUCGAGGCGGACCAGUACGCCACCCCGGAGGACUUCACCAGAGACGCCAAGCUCAUAUUUGACAACUGUCGCAAGUACAAUAACGAGAACACGCCGUAUGCAAAGUCAGCUAAUAAGCUCGAGAAAUUCAUGUGGCAGCAAAUCAAGGCCAUCCCGGAGUGGUCGCACCUCGAGCCGGAGAAAUAG
Messenger RNA from Metarhizium acridum CQMa 102, 1212 nucleotides. Its product is annotated as histone acetyltransferase. Lineage: Eukaryota; Fungi; Ascomycota; Sordariomycetes; Hypocreales; Clavicipitaceae. Gene Ontology annotation, biological process: positive regulation of transcription by RNA polymerase II; chromatin remodeling. The record is from RefSeq and is a predicted model, not a curated record. Gene Ontology annotation, molecular function: protein binding; histone H3 acetyltransferase activity. Gene Ontology annotation, cellular component: histone acetyltransferase complex.